Molecule: messenger RNA, 1048 nt
Organism: Phytophthora infestans T30-4
Lineage: Eukaryota; Oomycota; Peronosporomycetes; Peronosporales; Peronosporaceae
Exons: 2
Coding region: 50-1048 (332 amino acids)
Source: RefSeq, a predicted model, not a curated record
GUUCCCUCAAAGACGAUCGAUCAGGUCCAGUCCAGGCAGAGAGCAGAUCAUGGCGUUCUGUGCUGGGAGGGAGGCGAGGGGCUGGCAGCGCGACGGCUGGGAGACUGAAGUUGACCCGAUCGAGCAGGAGGACGCACUUUUCGGAAGUCUAGACGAAGACGAACUAGAAACAGCGGGUCCGGACGAGCUAAUUACCACUUCGUUCUCGAUGGAGCGCGAUACGGUAGAGUUAGAUUUGGUGGAGCGGCUCUCGUGGGACGCUACAAGCGAAGCCUCCAGCGACGAGGAAGAGGAGACGUCGCAGCUCAUGCGGCCCACACAGCUCCCCAUCCAGACUAGCACGACACCUACAGAAGAAGCGCAGUGGAAUCUCAUCUCGCCGUGUUCUGAGACCGCGUCGCCACGUCCUUCAAUGACUGCGACAUUGUCUCCAUUGACACGAGUGUCGAUCUCGUCUCCGGUGCGUCAGUUGAGGUUCUUUGAGCCCGAACACGAGCCUACAGACGAACAGAUUAAUGGAGCGAUCGAGGAAGAGGACGAGGAAGAAGAAGAGGUGGCCCCCUUCGACCCCGACACUUGCUGGACCGCCGACGCCGACAGUGUAUUGUCAUCUCCCGUAGCUAAAGUAUCAGAAAAUCCGUUCCCGACGUACCAUCCAACUGAGCCUGUUACAAGGACGGCAGCUGACGACGUCAUCAGCGACAGUGACGAGGAGGAAGAUCGACAGAGAACAACUGCCUCGCUUCGACCGAGUUUGCUUCCAAGAGUACCGUCAAUCUCGCAGUGGAGGCGACAGAAAGCCCGGACAUGUUCAGGUGCAGGGUCAGCCGGGAUGCCGACUGCGCUGUCACUUGCUACAUUCAAAUCCCGUACGCGCUCAUUAUCCCAAUCCCGGAAUCAGAAGGUUGACGAUGAAGACGCUGGAGACUUCUCCAGUGAUGACGAGGGCUACACACCAGAGCUGCAUCGUCGUCGAGGCCAAGAGCAAGUUGAACAGCGGACUGCACCUGCUGCGAUCAGGUUCGACUGCGUCUACUGCAACGAGUGA